Molecule: messenger RNA, 1815 nt
Organism: Penicillium maclennaniae
Lineage: Eukaryota; Fungi; Ascomycota; Eurotiomycetes; Eurotiales; Aspergillaceae
Exons: 5
Coding region: 1-1815 (604 amino acids)
Cellular component (GO): nucleus
Molecular function (GO): protein binding
Source: RefSeq, a predicted model, not a curated record
AUGUCGAAUCCCGCCUCAUUCGAUUCGCCUCGGCGGUCUGCCGUAUUUGGUCGCCAACCAGAAGAGCUACAUAUGCCUGCUUCGGGCCAGACGCCGGUGCAACCCAACCCCCCCUCCAUCAACGUCCACUCCAGCGCCCAGGCUCUGCAAUAUGGCAGCCCCAGUGGAAACAGCAGCGGUACGCUUCCAGGUGCCUUGACUCCGGGUGGUCAACAUCGUCCGCCCGCCGUCUCGGUCAAUACAGCCCCGUCCGUCAUUCCCACCUUACCACAGACAACACCACAGUCUACUCAUCGCGCGAGUAUGGUCAACUCUCACGGACAUUCCCGAUCCACUCCCUCUGGCUUUGAUCAGACCAUGUACAAGCAACAGAGUGCGGGGGAGGACACCAGGUAUCCCUCUUCCCCUGGUGCUGGAUACCCGCCCCACACACCGCAAGGAUCCAAGUACUCGCCCUUAGGGCUUUCAGACAUUCGUCCUUCCAGCGAUCAGCUCGGUCUGGGAGACUCGCUCCUGAGCCCUGGAAGUGGUGGCGGUGGCGGCCUUCUGCCUUACAACGGCGACACCCAGAUACCCUCCAACAGCAAUUACGUUGCUCCAUGGCCUAUAUACGCGGUAGAUUGGUGCAAAUGGCCGAUCACAGGAAAUUCCAAUUCAUUCGGAGGGAAGCUAGCACUGGGAAGCUACCUUGAAGACAAUCACAACUUUAUUCAAAUCAUUGACGCACACUGGACCCAACCAGAUCCAGACACACCGGACGCCGCAGCAGGAGAAAUCAAGCUGGAAUACGUGAAAACUGCAGAGGCGACGCACUCAUAUCCUGUCACGCGUAUUCUUUGGGAACCUCCAUCGUCUCAAAAACAAUCCACUGAUCUCCUCGCCACAUCGGGUGAUCACCUCCGCCUUUGGUCUCUUCCCCACUCCCAGCCGGUGCAGGGCUCAAACUCGAUUACACGGACUGCAAACCAGCGAGAAACUCCUACUACCAAGCUUUCUCCGUUAGCCUUGCUUUCCAACUCGAAAUCCCCCGAACACACCGCCCCGAUCACUUCCCUCGACUGGAACACAAUCUCCCCAAGCCUCAUUAUCACUUCUAGCAUUGACACAACCUGCACGAUUUGGGAUAUUCCUACAUUGACAGCUAAAACACAGCUCAUCGCUCAUGACAAAGAAGUGUAUGAUGUCAGAUUCUGCGCGAAUAGUGUCGACGUCUUCGUCAGCUGUGGUGCUGAUGGCAGUGUGCGUAUGUUCGAUCUGCGGAGUCUGGAACAUAGCACCAUUAUCUACGAGCCGAAUGACAAGGUCGAACGCCCCGUAAUGAGUCCCGGGAACGCCAGUCCAUCAGGCCCAUCACAGACGGGAAUGUACCCUCCUCCCUUGUUGCGAAUCGCAGCAUCUCCCCAUGAUGCCCAUCUCCUGUCAACUUUUUCAUCGGAAUCCAACGUUGUGCGUGUUCUUGAUGUGCGUCAACCAGGACAAGCCCUUCUUGAGCUGAAAGGCCAUUCCGCCGCACUAAACUGCGUCGAAUGGUCACCAAGCCGGCGUGGCAUCCUCGCGUCCGGUGGAGAUGACAGCCUCGUCCUGAUCUGGGACUUGAUCAACCAAAAUAACGCCGUCCCUGUCCCCGCUGCCACCCAAGUUCCAGGGGCGCAGGCUCCCGCUCCAACUGAACGCGGGCCCGCCGCCGCUUGGCAAUGCGAUUACGAAGUAUCCAACAUCAGCUGGUCACCACAGGGCGGACCUGGCCACGACGGAUCUCCCCGAGAAUGGCUCGGCGUCUGCGGCGGACGAGGCAUAUGGGGUGUGUCGCUGUAA